Molecule: messenger RNA, 405 nt
Organism: Haliotis rubra (blacklip abalone)
Lineage: Eukaryota; Metazoa; Mollusca; Gastropoda; Lepetellida; Haliotidae
Product: probable saccharopine dehydrogenase [NADP(+), L-glutamate-forming]
Exons: 2
Coding region: 12-275 (87 amino acids)
Cellular component (GO): cytoplasm
Molecular function (GO): saccharopine dehydrogenase activity
Source: RefSeq, a predicted model, not a curated record
CCGACCGAGACAUGGUUCUGAUGGACAUCAAGGUGACCGGAAGCUUCCCUGACGGACACAGCGAGUCCCGGAAGAUGGAGAUGACAGUGUUUGGAGAAGCUGGAAACAACUCAGCCACGUCCAAAACUGUGGGUCACUGUGCAGCCACAGCCGCCAUGAUGAUACUGAAUGGGGAGAUAACUCUGAGGGGCGUCAUCGCUCCUAUCGUGCCCGAACUCUACAAACCCAUGCUGAAGAACCUGCAGGGGAAGGGGAUCAAUAUUGUGACCAAAUAGUGCAAGGGCAUACCAGUCGAUCAUUAGAGAAGAAAGCAGAUAACAGUUCAUGGAUAACAGAUCUUAGCAGGCCUAACACCACGUAACAAAUAUCUCGCACCUUUCUCACACAGCACAUGCUAACUUUGCG